Cetraspora pellucida is the source of this 1407-nucleotide messenger RNA. The record is from the annotation of a GenBank genome assembly. Lineage: Eukaryota; Fungi; Glomeromycota; Glomeromycetes; Diversisporales; Gigasporaceae.
AUGUCUUUCUCUUCAUUAGUUACAGUCAUUCCCUCAACUAUAUUGAAACAUUAUAUUGAAGGUCCGCCUAUAAAAUCUUGGGAUUUAAAAUUUCAUUUAGCUGUGUCAUUGUUUAAAAGUGGCGGUCGUUUAUGGAAGAUGCCAAUUGAGCAAACUCAAAAAGAACUUUCCAAAUCCACUAAGAUCAAGACUCCUUCUAAUAUAGUUAUAAAAGAUGUUAUAUUAGAUGAGAGAUACAGACGAAAGAGUGUAAUACAUUUAGAAAAAAUUUUAAACCAUUAUGAAGAUUUGUUAGGCAAGGAAUGGAAAGAUCCAAGUGAUGAACUGCAUGGGGAAUGGGUAUAUGUUAAAGAUGAUAAAAAAAAUAAUGAAACUGAUAAAGUGGUUCUUUACAUGCAUGGUGGGGGACAUUUAGGAUCUAUCGAAUUUAGUAGAAUUUUUACUUUUAAAUUUGCAGAGUAUGCUAAAACUCGUGUUUUUGCAAUUGAUUAUCGUCUUUCCCCACAAAACCAAUUUCCUGCUUCUCUUUGUGAUUCGGUUGCUGCAUAUCUGUAUCUUAUAAAUCCUGGGUCAGAUGCAGGAUUUGGUCCAAUAAAUCCUAAAAGAAUUGUGUUUGCAGGAGAAAGUGUGGGAGGCGGUUUAACUUUCGCAACUCUAUUAUUUUUAAGGGAUGCUGGAUUACCUUUACCAGGAGGCGCAAUUGGGUUGUCACCAUGGGUAGAUUUGACUCAAAGCAUGCCAUCAUUUUGGGAUACCAAAAUAGAUAAGGUCGACUAUUUUCCUAAAACAUUAGGUCUUCACAAAACUGUACCUUCAUCACCUACUACAGAAGAAUACAUUGCUAAUGCUGGAGCUAUAACUGAUAAAAUUGCACCCAAAAAAACCAAAAUAGUUAGUCAUCCAUCUUUCACCGAAGUACCUCGUCUUCAAUUUUAUUGUGCUAAUGAAGCAUUAGCAAUCCCUUACAUUAGGCAACAAGUUGGAGGGCUUGAAAAACUUCAUGAUGAAGCAAUCUUAUUUAGCCAUAAAGCUGCAAAUCCUCAUGAAUAUCAAUUACCUUUAUAUGCAACUAAAAAUUUUGAUAAAUCACCCUUUAAAAAUCCUACUAAAGUUAUACUUGAAGUUUAUGAUGAUAUGCCUCAUGCUUGGCAUAUUUUUUCAUUUUCUAAACCUUCACAAAUAGCACUUGAACGUUGUGGUGAUUUUAUAAAACGUGUCAUUACUUUUAUAGAAAGUGACAAUUCCUCUAUGAUUGACCUUCUUCAAGAAGAGGUAGUUCCUUACUCCCAAUCACCUUCACUUGUUGCAUUAAGAAUUAACAAAAAUGGCGAGGUCAGAGAUUUAGAUGAAACAGAUCGGGAUUGUUUGAAAUGGGAUAAAAUCGGUGUAGUACCCAAAGUUUUAUAA